AUGGAUAUGUCGUUGGCCGGUGAGAAGAGAUUUCUCAAACUCAAUGAACUUGAAGAGCUUAGAUAUGAUGCCUACGAGAACUCGAGACUAUACAAGGAGAAAACAAAGAAAUGGCACGACCAACAUAUAAUGUACAAGAGCUUCAAGGUUGGAGAUAAGGUGUUGUUAUUCAACUCUAGGCUCCGUUUGUUUCCCGGAAAGCUCAAAUCAAAAUGGUCGGGAGCUUUCGUAAUUUCAAGGACUACUCCUUAUGGGUCUUUUGAGUUGGAGGCGGGAGACAACAUGUUCAUGGUUAAUGGUCAUCGUUUGAAGCACUACUUUUGUAAGGAUGAAGUAGGCUUGAUAGAUAGUAUGAGGCUUGAUCCAUUGGAUCCUAAGCCACCUCUUGGAUGA
Messenger RNA from Chenopodium quinoa (quinoa), 393 nucleotides. RefSeq lists its product as uncharacterized. The transcript has a single exon. The coding region runs from base 1 to 393 and encodes 130 amino acids. NCBI's taxonomy places the organism in Eukaryota, Viridiplantae, Streptophyta, Magnoliopsida, Caryophyllales, Amaranthaceae. The record is from RefSeq and is a predicted model, not a curated record.